This is a messenger RNA of Fraxinus pennsylvanica, 1125 nucleotides long. The record is from the annotation of a GenBank genome assembly. Lineage: Eukaryota; Viridiplantae; Streptophyta; Magnoliopsida; Lamiales; Oleaceae.
AUGAAGACUAUUGACUGGUCUAAAAAUAGUGAAUUCUCACAAGAGUUGAGGCCACAUGAAGAUUCUUCAUAUGGGCUGGACCCAGUCCACGAUAGGCCCAUAUUUCUGGUAUCAUCACCAGCUCCGUCGCCGUUCGAGGAGUUGACUGCAAGAGGCACUACAGCUUUACUCCUCCAGUUCGCCGCCACUGCCACAAACCCCACCCGUGAAAUCAUGGUGUUUGUAAACGGAAGCACUGAUUCAAUAACCAUCUUUGAAGGCUCCGACGAUGUCGAAUCGAUUAUCGGAGAAAUCCCAGAAAAGGGAGUGUUAAUAUCCGUAUCAAAAGCUUCGAUAGAAUCCCUACCCGUGGUCCGAAUUACAGAACCGGGUUUGGAGUGCCAGAUUUGUUUAUCGGAAUUUGAAGUUAACGCGGAACUCAAACAAAUGCCGUGUAGCCAUAAAUUCCAUUCUGAUUGUAUCAACAAGUGGUUGGGGAUCCGGGGUCAUGUCCGUUUUGUCGGUACAAGAUGCCGGAGGAGGAGAAAAAGGAAGAAACUAAGAGUGACGAUGAAACGAGAAGAGCAGUCUGGGUUUCUUAACAAAUAUGCACUACCUGACACUACUACCAUCAGCCUGUGUCCUCUUCCUUUUGAAAAUAAGCUAAGUCACAUAUCUUCUUCACCACCUGCAGUUGAUAUAGUUCAACCAAGGUCUUCUCUUGUUACAGGUUCCUUCAGUAGGGACCUAAGUCUUGAAGCUGAUGUAAGUGAAAGCAAUGCUGGCAAUACUGGGGCUGAUCCUGAGGUUGAUCAAACAGUGCCGAUGAACCUGGUGAAUCAGAUGGAAACAACACAGUUGCUGUCUAUGGUAUCAUCACCAGCUCCGCCGCCGUUCGAGGAGUUGACUGCAAGAGGCACUACAGCUUUACUCCUCCAGUUCGCCGCCACUGCCACAAACCCCACCCGUGAAAUCAUGGUGUUCGUAAACGGAAGCACUGAUUCAAUAACCAUCUUUGAAGGCUCCGAUGAUGUCGAAUCGAUUAUCGGAGAAAUCCCAGAAAAGGGAGUGUUAAUAUCCGCAUCAAAAUCUUCGAUAGAAUCCCUGCCCGUGGUCCGAAUUACAGAACUGGGUUUGGAGUGCUAG